Molecule: messenger RNA, 768 nt
Organism: Aegilops tauschii subsp. strangulata
Lineage: Eukaryota; Viridiplantae; Streptophyta; Magnoliopsida; Poales; Poaceae
Source: RefSeq, a predicted model, not a curated record
AUGUCUUCCAUCACUUCCUCCGGCUCCAACCCUUUCGCCAACACCAACCCCCCUCCCGAUGCCGCCGACAUCCGCAACCUCAACAUCUACGAGCGGGUUCUGUUCCGCCUUGCUCAGACGGACUCUUCCUACUACGCGUGGAAGACGUACUUCUCCCUCGUGUUCCGGGAGUACAACCUCCUCGACCACGUGGACGACUCCGUCGACUCUAGCCUCGUGCCCGCGCACCAUGAAUGGUCCACCAUCGACGCCACACUCAUCCAGUGGUUCUUCCUCAUCAUCUCGCCGGACCUGUUUUCCACGGUCGCGCAGGACGGUGAUGACGCCCUCGCCCAAGAGUUCUUUGGAUGCCACCAGGACAACUCCUCUGUCGACAACUAUUGUCGCCGUCUCAAGACUCUCGCUGGCGAGCUCCGCGAUAUCGGCGCGAAGAUCAAUGACGAUCUCCUCCUCAGCGCGCUCACCGCCGGUCUCAAUGAGGAUUUCGGCAACGCCGCGGCGAACCUCACGCUCAUCCCCGAGCCCUCCUUCGCAAAGUCCGUGGCUUACCUCCGGCUGGAGGAGCGUCGGAUGAAGCAGGUUAAGGCACGGGCCAUCCACACCGUCCUCGCUGCCGGCACCACUCGCGGCGAUCCUCCACCACCACCCGCCGCCCCCGCCGCCCUCCACAGCCGCGGCAGCAGCCGCCCUACCCGCAGUAGCAGCCACCGUCGCUGCCCCUGCCGCCACCCCCUAUGGCGCGCCCGCUCCACCCGCGCCCCCUGCUGA